This is a messenger RNA of Tinamus guttatus (white-throated tinamou), 720 nucleotides long. The record is from RefSeq and is a predicted model, not a curated record. Lineage: Eukaryota; Metazoa; Chordata; Aves; Tinamiformes; Tinamidae.
UUUUUCAGGGUUUCUUCUUAAUACAAAACGGUGAAGAUGACCCCGAAACAUGAAAAACAAGAGUUUGUGACUGUCUUGGUGCGAGACCCUAGGACACAGAAAGAAGACUCUUGGCAUUCAUACAUAGACUACGAGAUAUUCAUUCAUACAAACAGCAUGUGCUUUACAAGGAAAACCUCCUGUGUUAGGCGACGCUUUCGAGAAUUUGUUUGGCUUCGACAGAGGCUUCAGAGCAAUGCUGUGCUAAUACAACUCCCGGAACUGCCGUCCAAAACUCCCUUUUUUAACGUGAACAAUCCCCAUCACGUGGACCUUCGUCGUCAGGGUCUUCAAGAAUUCCUUGAAAAGAUCCUACAAAAUGCAUUAUUGCUUUCGGACAGCAGGCUUCACCUCUUCUUACAGACUCAGCUAAGUCCUGAAGAUAUGGAGGCUUGUGUAUGUGGACAGACCAAAUAUUCUGUUGCUGAUGCGAUCCAUAAGUUUGCUUCUCUGAGCAGACGUUUUCCUAUAGAAGAUGAAGAAAGAAAAAAAGAAAAAAAUGAUGCGGACUCAGAUUCAGAGAGUUCAUCCUCCGGGCUUGGACAAAGUGAUGACAGCGUUUCACGUGGAUGUAAAGCAAGCUCAGCUUCUGAAGAAUCGUGAAAAAUCGUUUCUGCGUUGCCCUCUGAAGGACAGUACAAAGUGGUUUCUGCUGCGUUCACUAGCUGCGUGCCCCACGUA